Caenorhabditis auriculariae is the source of this 2031-nucleotide messenger RNA. The record is from the annotation of a GenBank genome assembly. Lineage: Eukaryota; Metazoa; Nematoda; Chromadorea; Rhabditida; Rhabditidae.
AUGAUCGAUAUGCCUAGCGGGGGAGGAAAGAAGUGGUGGAAGAAGAAGAAGAAGAAGAAGAAGAAGAAGAAGGAGCAGAAGGCGUCGGCCGAAUUCCCACACUCUCACUAGGCUCCUUCAGUCCCAUUCUACUCGAAUCGACUCCUUUUCUCCCAAUUCAAUUGAGAUCCGAGGUGCCUUUUCACAAAUUCGUCCUUGAAUAUUCCGAGCCGGAAGAAGAUACUACUGUAAUUCUAAAGGGAGUUGCGCCGCUCGGAAAGCAUGAGAAAUUUGAGGGCUAGUGCAUGUAGGCAUUUUUAAAAUUUCAAUUUGAUGAGAAAAAAAAUAUUCCUUCUGAUUGAAGUUUUUCAAAAAGUUCCAAUCAAUUAACAGAACAAAACGCUUAGCGUACUUUUUACGAUGUGAGCAGAAUAGAUAUAAUAAAUUUUGGAGAGAAAAAAGCUCCGUUAUGGCGGAAGACAAAUCUUGAAAGCGUGAACAUAAUUCAACAUGGAGGAAGAGAAGAAAGAGCUUGGCAAAAGAAAUGCAUGAGCGAGAGUGAGCCCCGCCGUGAGCUGCCGUGAGCUGGUGCCAGUGUCGCGUUUCAAAAGGCCCAUCCCGUCGAAAAUUGUUGCUGAGAAUUUGAUCAAUCUGACGGACCAGGCUAUCUGACGGCUAACCGCCACCGAUCACCGCCCAAAAGCUUCCUCGUUGCGGCUCACACGCUGUUCUGAUUGAUAGCGCCGUCCUUAUCGAAAACCAGGAAAUAAAGGAGUAUUUACCCAAAAAACAAAACAAAACAUUUGAAAUCGAUCUAUUCAGAAAAAGAUCGUUUGCGUUUUAACGAUUUUUCUACUGAUAGAUCUUUUUCCCUAUCCGUUACUCACCAAAUGGAAAGGAUCGUCAAAAACGUCCUAGAACGCACGGCGUUUUUUUAACGCAAGUCAAGGCUUCUCGUAACUUAUGAUGCUUAGGGUGUAUACACACCGAUACGCACUAUGGCAUACUCGAAUUUUUUUAAAUCAUCAAAAAAACUAGAAAAAAAUAUAUAAUUCUGAUUAUUUGUAUAAUGAAAAACCUCAAAGUUCAUCAUCCAAUUCAAUUUGGCUCUAAUUUACACGAAACCGGUUUCAAAACCACGCGUAGCUACGUCAAAGGAAUUGGGUAAUGACUUUUAAUAAUAAAAAAACGUCAAACGAAGUAUUAACGAAGAAAAAAGCCAAAAAAAAUUUUUUUUUCCAAUUAAAUUUUUCGGUAAAUCUCGAGAGAUCUUCGGAGGGUGGGUCUUGUAAUACAGAAACGGGUCCUGGAGAGAUCAAAACUACAGUAGUCGUACGAUUUACGGCGCCCACCCCUAGUAUUUUUUUCUGCAUUUUCUUUCACUGACAAGAAGGCCGUGGGCGACGGCUGAUUUCAUUUCUCUAUUUUCCUACUCGGCACAACCUUUUCUUCUCAAAAAAUAAUAAAUGUUCAUUUUUUUUUUCCUCGAUCUGUUUCUCAAGUAUAUUUUCUCGGUAUAGCGACAAACUAUCAGACCGGGCCUAAUACAAUGUUCCUCACGUUUCUCCCCAGAACCUACUACAAGGAGUAUAUACGUUCUUAUGGUCGUCUCCUUUUAGUGGCCAAUAUUAUUUUUCAGAAUGGCCACUAAACGGAGUUAGAAAUGUCCAGUCUGACUGGUGACGUUUCUCCUCCUAGAAGCGUCAAUAAGUUUUUUUUUCCCAUGAACAUCCGAAAAAAAAUUCGAACUUUAAAGCUUUUCUAGAAUAUAAAAAUUACUAGAAAACUGCCUGCGGUCCCUAGGUAUAAACAUGGGCAAAGGGGAUUCGGGAGGUCGAUACAAGUAGAUACCGGAUAACGUCAAAGUCAAUCGGCGUAUUUUAAUAGGUGGUCGUUUGUAUGCGACGGGGUACUAUCUCUAUGAUACCUGGUGACUACCGGAGAGGCAUCGCUAUGCUACCGGGUAUGACUUCUGACGAGCGUGUGCUUUCCGGUACCAUGAAAAAAGUUAAUAAGUUGCAACCCGGUAGCUACCUCAUGAGCGGUCGCUAG